Molecule: messenger RNA, 2505 nt
Organism: Saccoglossus kowalevskii
Lineage: Eukaryota; Metazoa; Hemichordata; Enteropneusta; Harrimaniidae
Product: extensin-like
Source: RefSeq, a predicted model, not a curated record
AUGUCCCUGCCCCUACUACCGGGCUACCCUCCACAAUCAGCAUGUCCCUGCCACCCAGACCAGACCAGCUCUCCACAAUCAGCAUGUCCCUGCCAUCCAAGCCAGGUUACCCUCCACAAUCAGCAUGUCCCUGCCAUCCAUGCCAGGCUACCCUCCACAAUCAGCAUGUCCCUGCCAUCCAUGCCAGGUUACCCUCCACAAUCACGCAUGUCCCUGCCACCCACACCAGGCUACCCCCACAAUCAGCAUGACCCUGCCUCUACUACCAGGCUACCCCCACAAUCAGCAUGUCCAUGCCUCUACUACCAGGCUACCAUCCACAAUCAGCAUGUCCAUGCCCCUACUACCAGGCUACCAUCCACAAUCAGUAUGUCCCUGCCCCUACUACCAGGCUACCAUCCACAAUCAGCAUGUCCAUGCCUCUACUACCAGGCUACCAUCCACAAUCAGCAUGACCCUGCCUCUACUACCAGGCUACCCCCACAAUCAGCAUGUCCAUGCCUCUACUACCAGGCUACCAUCCACAAUCAGUAUGUCCCUGCCCCUACUAUCAGGCUACCAUCCACAAUCAGUAUGUCCCUGCCCCUACUAUCAGGCUACCAUCCACAAUCAGCAUGUCCAUGCCUCUACUACCAGGCUACCCUCCACAAUCAGCAUGUCCCUGCCCCUACUACCAGACUACCCUCCACAAUCAGCAUGUCCCUGCCACCCAUGCCAGGUUACCCUCUACAAUCAGAAUGUCCCUGCCACCCACACCAGGCCAUCCUCCACAAUCAGCAUGUCCCUGCCACCCAUGCCAGGUUACCCUCCACAAUCAGCAUGUCCCUGCCUCUACUACCAGGCUACCAUCCACAAUCAGUAUGUCCCUGCCCCUACUACCAGGCUACCCUCCACAAUCAGCAUGUCCAUGCCUCUACUACCAGGCUACCAUCCACAAUCAGUAUGUCCCUGCCACCCACACCAGACCAGCCCACCACAAUCAGCAUGUCCCUGCCCCUACUACCAGGCUACCAUCCACAAUCAGCAUGUCCCUGCCCCUACUACCAGACUACCCUCCACAAUCAGCAUGCUCCUGCCUCUACUACCAGGCUAUCCUCCAAAAUCAGCAUGUCCCUGCCACCCACACCAGGCCAGCCCUCCACAAUCAGCAUGUCCCUGCCACCCAUGCCAGGUUACCCUCCACAAUCAGCAUGUCCCUGCCACCGACACCAGGCGACCCUCCACAAUCAGCAUGUCCCUGCCACCCAUGCCAGGUUACCCUCCACAAUCAGAAUGUCCCUGCCACCCACACCAGGCUACCCUCCACAAUCAGCAUGUCCAUGCCUCUACUACCAGGCUACCAUCCACAAUCAGUAUGUCCCUGCCCCUACUACCAGGCUAUCCUCCAAAAUCAGCAUGUCCCUGCCACCCACACCAGGUUACCCUCCACAAUCUGAAUGUCCCUGCCACCCACACCAGACCAGCCCUCCACAAUCAGCAUGUCCCUGCCACCGACACGAGGCCACCCUCCACAAUCAGCAUGUCCUUGCCACCCAUGCCAGGUUACCCUCCACAAUCAGCAUGUCCCUGCCACCCACACCAGGCCACCCUCCACAAUCAGCAUGUCCCUGCCACCCAUGCCAGGUUACCCUCCACAAUCAGCAUGUCCCUGCCACCCAUGCCAGGCUACCCUCCACAAUCAGCAUGUCCCUGUCACCCAUGCCAGGCUACCCUCCACAAUCAGCAUGUCCCUGCACCCAUGCCAGGCAACCCUCCACAAUCAGCAUGUCCCUGCCACCCACACCAGGCCACCCUCCACAAUCAGCAUGUCCCUGCCACCCAUGCCAGGUUAACCUCCACAAUCAGCAUGUCCCUGCCACCGACACGAGGCCACCCUCCACAAUCAGCAUGUCCCUGCCACCCAUGCCAGGUUACCCUCCACAAUCAGCAUGUCCCAGCCACCCACACCAGGCCACCCUCCACAAUCAGCAUGUCCCUGCCACCCAUGCCAGGUUACCCCUCCACAAUCAGCAUGUCCCUGCCACCCAUGCCAGGCUACCCUCCACAAUCAGCAUGUUCCGCCUCUACUACCAGGCUACCCUCCACAAUCAGCAUGUCCCUGCCCCUACUACCAGGCUACCCUCCACAAUCAGCAUGUCCCUGCCCCUACUACCAGGCUACCCUCCACAAUCAGCAUGUCCCUGCCCCUACUACCAGGCUACCCUCCACAGUCAGUAUGUCCCUGCCUCUACUACCAGGCUACCCUCCACAGUCAGUAUGUCCCUGCCACCCAUAGCAGGCUACCCUCCACAAUCAGCAUGUCCCUGCCUCUACUACCAGGCUACCCUCCACAAUCAGUAUGUCCCUGCCUUCACUACCAGGCUACCCUCCUCAAUCGGCAUGUCCCUGCCACCCAUACCAGGAUACCCUCCACAAUCGGCAUGUCCCUGCCACCCAUACCAGGAUACCCUCCACAAUCAGCAUGUCCCUGCCACCCAUCUAUACCAAGCUACCUACCACAAUUAG